Molecule: messenger RNA, 2856 nt
Organism: Micromonas pusilla CCMP1545
Lineage: Eukaryota; Viridiplantae; Chlorophyta; Mamiellophyceae; Mamiellales; Mamiellaceae
Exons: 4
Coding region: 1-2856 (951 amino acids)
Source: RefSeq, a predicted model, not a curated record
AUGUACGGCCGCGGCGGCGGCGGAGGGCGCGGCGGCGGCCGCGGCCGCGGCGGCGCCGGAGCGUACUACAAGGCCAAGUACGGCGGCGGCGGGCGCGGCGGCGGCCGCGGCGGCGGCGGCGGCCGCGGAGCAGAUCUCGACGAUCUCGGGGGCUCGUCGCACCGCGAGCAGGCGCAGCACGCACCGCGCGGCCCUCGCGGCACCAGCGCCGACCUCGCCGCCACCCUGCGCCGCAUCGACGGCAAGCCGUACGGGGCGUACCGCGACAUCCUCGGCGCGUGGGACUUCGGCGGCGGCGCCUUCGCGCUCGUCGUCGACCGCGUUCAGUCCGAUCUCUUCGCGCCUCCGAGCCGCGCGCGCGCGAUCGUCCCGGCCGCGGUCGCGCGGUUCCCGCCCGAGCUGCGCGCCACGCCGACGCGCCGCGUCGCCCUCGCUGACUUCCUCGCGCGCCGCUUCCACGCGCUCGUCACGCUCGGCGGCCUCGACCGGCGGCGCGGCGACGCGGGCGGCGGAUGGUCCUCCGCGAAGGGCGGCGAGCUCGGCGUGGACCCGCCCGGUCAGCACGUCCUCGCGCGCACGUCGGUGCUCGUGAACGAGGCUGGCGACGUGGAGGGCCGCUUCACGGUCGCGCUCCCCGCGGCCGGGCGGUCGAUCCAAGGCGCGUGGGCGGCGCGCGUGCUCGUGGAGGCGCUCCCGGGGGUGGUGGAGUCGGCGCUGACGUAUUUCGGCGGCGUCGACGCGGCGGCGGCGACGCGACACGCGGAGAGCGUCGAGGACCAGCGAUCGCUCCGCGCGCAGAUCCGCGCCGCCGGGCUCGUCGCGUUCGUGCGCGACGGCGCGAUAUUGCCUCGGUCGGCGGGGAACGCGGACACGCCGAUGACGGGCGAGGGCGUGGUCGCGUUCCGGUCGCCGGAGAGCUUGCGCGCGGCGUUCGACCUUCCCAACUCGGGCUCAGUGACCGGCAUGGCGAUCAGAGCCGGCGUCACACUCGUCGUCGGCGGCGGCUUCCACGGCAAGUCGACGCUCCUCCGAGCCCUCGAGCUCGGGUGCUACGACCACGUCCCCGGCGACGGCCGCGAGUUCGUCGUCUGCGAUCCCACCGCGGUGAAGAUCCGCGCCGAAGACGGCCGCGGCGUCGAGCGCGUCGACAUCUCGCCGUUCAUCUCGAACCUGCCGUUCGGCAAGCGCACGGACGCGUUCUCGACGCCCGACGCCUCGGGGUCGACCUCGCAGGCGGCGAACAUCAUGGAAGCGCUCGAGGUCGGGUGCGAGGUGUUGCUGAUCGACGAGGACACGGCGGCGACAAACUUCAUGAUACGGAGCGCGGAGAUGCGAAGACUGGUGUCGCUGGAGAAGGAGCCGAUCACGCCGUUCAUCGCCAAGGUGCGGGCGCUCGCGGACGUCGGCCCGGAUCCAGAUGUUACGGGUCCGGGUCCGGGUCCGGGUCCGGGCGACGGCGCGUCGGGUGUUACUCCCCCGACGGGUGUUACUCCCCGGCGGGUGUCGAGCAUCCUCGUGCUCGGCGGCUCGGGCGAUUACUUCGCGGUCGCGGACACCGUGAUAUGCAUGGAGAACUACGCGCCGCGGGACGUCACCGCGGAGGCGGCGGCGAUCGCGAGGGACGCGUUCCCUCCCGGGACGAUUCACGUCGACGAACGCUUCGGGAAGGUCGCGGCUCGCGUGCCGGACCCCUCGAGCGUCGACGCCGGAGCGCGCCCCCCCAAGGUGCCGACGACGGAGACGAUCCUGUGGGGCGACGACCAGCGCGAGAUCCGGCUCGGCGCGGUGGAGCAGCUGUGCGAGCGCGGGCAGACGCGGUUCAUCGCGGAGGCGCUCGCGGCGAUGGCGAGGACGGGGUGCGUCGACGGCGGGCGGACGACGGCGGAGGCGCUCGACGCUUUGGAGGCGCUGAUCGCGGGGGGCGACGGGAUGGACGCGGUAGGGGGCACGAGAGGGGACCUGGCGCUGCCGCGGAGGUUCGAGAUCGCGGCGGCGCUCAAUCGCCUGCGCGGGGUGCGGAUGACGCAGCGCGGCAGAAGCGCGCACAUCCGCGUGCGGUGCAGCGAUAACGUCGUCAACGACGCGCAGCCUUCGAACACCUCGCGCGGUAUCGCCAUCGCGCUCGUGUCGUCCAGGUUCAGCAGCGCGAGCCGUCUCAGCGCGCCGAGGGUGGAUGGAACGGUCGUAAUCCGUGCGUUACGCGACGCGUCGAGCUCCUCCAACUGCUCGCAAUCGCCGAGCGCGUCCGGAAGGUCCGCCAGAUCGUUCCUCGAGACGUUCAGCCGACGCAGCGAUCGCAGCGCGCCCAUCCCCGCCGGGAGCGCCGCGACGCGGUUGCCCGCGAGCGACAGCGUCGCGAGCUUCGUCAGCGCGCUCAGCCCGGCCGCGAGCUCGUCGCGCGUCACCUCGCGAGGGAACAGCGACGGGCCUAUUCGGUUGUCGUCGAGCGUGAGUGUUUUCAGAUGGACGCACGCGCACAGCUCCACGGGGAUCGCCGUCAGGUCGUUCCUCGCGAGCGUCAGGCGCUGCAAGUUUACGAGCGUCGCGAUCGACGACGGCAGCCGCGCGAUCCUGUUGCACGACGCGUCCACGUUCUUCGCCGCGGUCGCGAUCGCGGCGUCGCCGAAGAGCUUCGGUGGGAGCUCCCUCAGUCCCGCGUCGCGGAGACCGACGAUGCCCGUGUUCCUCCACGCGUUCUCUCGCGCGCUCGCGUUCCGUCGAACGUUCUGCUUGGGCGACUUGGACGACUUGGACGUCGACGCGGCCCCGAGGUCGCGGUACUUUCCCUUCUCUUUCGAGCCGCAGAUCCCCAUGACGACGACGAGACGCCACCUCGGCGUGCGCGUACGGUACUGA